This is a messenger RNA of Paramecium sonneborni, 663 nucleotides long. Lineage: Eukaryota; Ciliophora; Oligohymenophorea; Peniculida; Parameciidae. The record is from the annotation of a GenBank genome assembly.
AUGAAGUAAUAGAAAGUAUAUAAAUCCAGAUAUAUUUGAGUUAAUAUAUUGGGUUCAAUAAGAAAUAUUAAGUCCAGAAUUGUUGCAAUAUUUUGAUGUUUCAAAAAUAUAGGAAGCUAUAAAAGGAUAAUUGAAAUCAAUAAAAGAAUUAAAGAAAGAUUUAUCUAAGCAUAAUAAGUAAAUAGACACUCAUUGAAUUAGAGAGAAUACAAUAUUUUUAUUAGUAAUAUUUGAGAACAAGAAUUUAGAAGUUAAUUUAAAUAUGGAUUCUAUUAUUAUAUAUAAUAUUGGAGAAUAUUAAAUAAGUUUAUUCUAGAGAACAUUAGUUGAGAAACAAGCGGAUUACUUAUUUACAAAUUGUUUAUAAUAUUAUUAGAAGAUUUAAAGAAACUUAGAUGUAAGAUUAGAUACAAAAUCAAUAGUAAUAAUGUUAAUAGGAUGAUAAAAUUAGUAAAUAAAAGUUAUAGAGAUACUGAAAAGCUAGAUAUCAAUUUAUAUGUUUUAAUUCAUCAAAAACUAUACAUGUUGGAUAAAUGUAAUUUGUUUAAUAAUAUAUACAAAAAAGCAUUGAAUGAAAUGACAUUAGUUUCAUAUGAUGAUAUAAAGUAGUAUUAAUUAAUUAUAAUUAGAUUUAUGGUGCCAAUAAAGAGUGUGAUAUAUUGA